Molecule: messenger RNA, 3138 nt
Organism: Neomonachus schauinslandi (Hawaiian monk seal)
Lineage: Eukaryota; Metazoa; Chordata; Mammalia; Carnivora; Phocidae
Gene: SWT1
Product: SWT1 RNA endoribonuclease homolog
Exons: 18
Coding region: 1-2631 (876 amino acids)
Cellular component (GO): nucleus
Source: RefSeq, a predicted model, not a curated record
AUGAAUGAUAGGACAGAGAAAAAAACUUCAAGUUCUACUAGUUCAGCUUGCUGUGUAAGGUCUGUUUCAUCAGAGAAGAGAAGACUGAAAUCAGAUCACACAGACAUUCUGUACUGUGAUGUAAAAAGAAGACCAGAACUGAAAAGAUUGAAUGUAGAAACCGACCUUCCAGGAAGGAGACCAAAAAUCAAUUCUUCAUCCCAAGGCCCUGUUAAGCUCCAAGAAGUAUCAUAUUCAAAUGCUAAUCAAAUUAUUUCACAGAGUCCUUCUUCACAUGGAACUAAAAAAGACCUAAGUAAAUGUGUAGAUUUUAAAGAUAAUAAAUUGACAAAUGUUAGGAGUAAACCUGACCGUGGAAUUAGAAACCUUAGCAGUCCUAAGAUGGCCAAAGAUGUAAAACCUAAAACUGAAGCCCAGGCCAGUGAAAAACAAUGGCCUCAUGUACUCGCUCAGCGGGAGAAGGUGAAAGAACUCAAGAAAGAAAGGCACAAGAAAUUUAGGGACAGUUCUGAAAAAUGUGUUUCAGAGAAAUUCAAGAGAAUCCAUUUUUCUCAGGAUUAUAAUUCCAACAAGAUAAUUAAGGAACCCCUUGAAUCUAGAAGAAGGAAGAUCAGUUUCAAAAUCCCAGUAAAAUCCCAUGAUACCCUCCAGAAGCUUGUAGAAGAAAAUAUCUUCAGUUUAGAGUCCAACAAGUCAAAGUCUAAGCAGGAGAAAAAAGAAGGCCUCAAAGGCUCCCAAGUUUCAUUAAAUUUGACCAGGCACAAAAGUGAACGUUUAUUUUCAGGUUCCACGUCUAAGCAGGCUGUUCAUGAGUGGAAAGGAAAAAACCAUCAUGAGCAUCAAGAAAGUGAUUCAAGUUCCAGGGAAAACUUAAUCCAGAGUUUUGAAGCUCCAUGUUCUUCAGCAUCACUUGCAACUAUUCAAGAUACAGAUCAAGAGAUGCAGAUAGUGGAAGAGCUCCAUGCUGCACGUGUGGGAAAAAGUGUGGAUUUACCUGUGGUUUUAUCUUCCGAAGAGUUAACAAGCAUGGAGAUUGACUUGGUGGAAGAUGAUGUACAUUCUUGUGCUGCAAAUACUGCUUCAGAUAAAAAGCUUCUAAUUGUUAUUGACACAAAUAUUCUGAUGAAUCACCUCAAUUUUGUUAGAAUUUUGAAGACAACAGAAAUUCCAGGCUUUGACAGACUUGUGUUAAUAAUUCCCUGGGUGGUCAUACAAGAGCUAGAUCGUAUGAAGGCAGGAAAACUGCUAAAACAUGCCCAGCACAAAGCUGUGCCUGCAGUUCAUUUCAUCAAUGACAGUCUCAAAAAUCAAGACAGAAAGCUAUGGGGUCAGUCACUACAGCUUGCAUCUCAAAAAUUUUAUGGACUGAGUGACGAGAACAAUGAUGACCGAGUAUUAAAAUGCUGUCUUCAGUACCAGGAAUUAUUCCCUUGUUCUACUGUUAUUCUGUGCACGGAUGAUAGAAAUUUAAGAAACAAAGGCCUAAUAAGUGGUGUGAAGUCACUCAGUAAAGAAGAAUUGAGUGCAGAGUUAUUAAACUUAUCUCUGAACACAGAUGUAUGUCAUCAGCCUUGUAUAUCUAAGCAACAAUUGAAAGCAGAAGCAACACUGUUAGAAGAGAGCUAUGAGGAAGAAUCUGCACAUUCUGGACUACCCAUUAUACUUGAAAGCAUUGUAUCUGAUCUUGAAAAAUCUCUUGGAACAGCUUUAUCUUCAAUAUUAGAAACAGAAAUGAAAAUUGCUUUUGGAAAUCUUUGGAUGGAGAUGCUGUACUUGAAACCACCAUGGACUCUAAUUCAUUUAUUACAGUGCUUUAGAAAACAUUGGUUGGCUGUAUUUGGAUUAGUUAUGGAGAAGAACUUGCUUUUAACCGUUGAGAGCCUAUAUGAAAAUCUCUGUAAAGCUAACAGUGCAGUGGAUUUUACAACAGUGAAAUUUCUGCUUCAGGAUUCUAAAAGUUUGUUACAUGCGUUCAGUACACGGUCAAAUUAUGAUGGUGUUCUUCCACAGGCCUUUGCUCAAGUCAGUGAACUACUCCAAACCUUUACAGAGGUCAAGGCAAAACUUAAGCAAAAUCCUUCAGAAACUACAGUGGGUAAAAAGCAAGAAGAUAUUUCUUUAAUGAAGUCUAAUAACCAAGAAAUCACCAUUUUCUCAGGUUCUCAUCUUCCCCAACCCAACAGACAUGAAGAAAUCUGGUCUAUCCUAGAGAAUGUUUGGAUUACGUUAUAUCAGAACAGCAUGGAUGUAUUUCAGAGAUUGGGCCCAAAUGCAGCUUUGACUUCUUCAAAAAUAGCAUCAUUUGAAGAAGCAUUUGUCUCUCUUCAAAAGUUAAUGGCAGCUGUGAAGGAUAUUCUUGAAGGAAUUCAAAGGAUUUUGGCCCCUAACAGUAAUUAUCAAGAUGUUGAGACCCUCUAUAACUUCCUAAUCAAAUAUGAGGUAAAUAGAAAUGUCCAGUUCACUGCCCAGGAACUUUAUGAUUGUGUUUCACAGUCUGAGUAUCGGGAAAAGUUAACCAUUGGAUGCCACCAACUGGUUGAGAUGGAAUAUUCCAUGCAGCAGUGCAAUGCAUCUGUCUAUAUGGAGGCCCAAAACAGGGAAUCUCUCUCAACCCUAAGCAUGGGUCCGUGACCAGAGACACUUCCAAACCUCAAAAAAGAAUUAGGACAUGGCCAUGCUCACCCUGCUGCACAAAUGAAAUCUUACCCUGGUAUGUUUUAUGAUCAAACUAUCUUCCCUAUCGACCUGAUGAACUAACACACAUCCCUUCCACUUCCCCUAAGGUAAUGUAAGUAGAAUUUGACUUCAGCUCCUACUUGCUAUAUAGUUUCUUCUCUUCUUCCCUGGGUUUGUCACUUUUCAGUGCAUUUCUAAUGGGAAGAGCAGGGGUUACCUCUAUACUGAUUUUUCCCUUACGUGUGAAGCAGCAUGGAUUUAUGGGAUCAGGUGGCAGGGAUUCAUAUUUGCCCCUAGCUAAACCAAGUGUUUAAUUGAUUUCUUAUUUAGUUAUAGAGUAAGUUGGAAAUCCUUGUUUACUAGAGUAUAUUAUGCUUUUGUUAAUACAUUAUAUUAAAUCUAAUUUCCUAUUCUAUGAUAAAUGUUAAUUUAUUUUUUACAAAACAAUAAAUUUUAUUUUUA